Eubalaena glacialis (North Atlantic right whale) is the source of this 1674-nucleotide messenger RNA. RefSeq names its product mucin 21, cell surface associated (gene MUC21). Lineage: Eukaryota; Metazoa; Chordata; Mammalia; Artiodactyla; Balaenidae. The coding region runs from base 1 to 1674 and encodes 557 amino acids. The record is from RefSeq and is a predicted model, not a curated record. The transcript is spliced from 3 exons.
AUGGACAUAGACUGGAUAAUGCAGGGCACUCUGGAAAAGGAAAUAUCGCAGAAGAAGGGGCUCAUGGAGGAGAAGGCAGUGGCCAUAAAUGAACCCACCACAGCCAACACUGGAUCCAGUGCAACCUCCAGUGGGACUGGGACAGCCUCCAACACUACAUCCAGCACGACCUAUGGUGGUACCAGCAUAGCCACCAACUCUGGAUCCCAAGUGACCUCCAGUGGAUCCAGCACAACCUCCAAUACUGAAACCAGCAUGACCUCUGGAGGGUCCAGCACAACCUCCAAUACUGGAUCCAGCGUGACCUCUGGAGGGACCAGCGCAACCUCCAAUACUGGAGCCAGUGUGACCUCUGGAGGGACCAGCGCAACCUCCAAUACUGGAUCCAGCCUGACCUCUGGAGGGACCAGCGCAACCUCCAAUACUGGAUCCAGCCUGACCUCUGGAGGAACCAGCACACCUGUCAACACUGGAUCCAGUGCAACCUCCAGUGGGACUGGGACAGCCUCCAGCACUACAUCCAGCACGACCUAUGGUGGUACCACCACAGCCACCAACUCUGGAUCCCAAGUGACCUCCAGUGGAUCCAGCACAACCUCCAAUACUGAAACCAGCAUGACCUCUGGAGGGUCCAGCACAACCUCCAAUACUGGAUCCAGCGUGACCUCUGGAGGGACCAGCGCAACUUCCAAUACUGGAUCCAGCCUGACCUCUGGAGGGACCAGCGCAACCUCCAAUACUGGAUCCAGCCUGACCUCUGGAGGAACCAGCACACCUGUCAACACUGGAUCCAGUGCAACCUCCAGUGGGACUGGGACAGCCUCCAGCACUACAUCCAGCACGACCUAUGGUGGUACCACCACAGCCACCAACUCUGGAUCCCAAGUGACCUCCAGUGGAUCCAGCACAACCUCCAAUACUGAAACCAGCAUGACCUCUGGAGGGUCCAGCACAACCUCCAAUACUGGAUCCAGCGUGACCUCUGGAGGGACCAGCUCAACCUCCAAUACUGGAUCCAGCGUGACCCCUGGAGGGACCCGCGCAACCUCCAAUACUGGAUCCAGCGUGACCUCUGGAGGGACCAGCGCAACCUCCAAUACUGGAUCCAGCCUGACCUCUGGAGGGACCAGCGCAACCUCCAAUACUGGAUCCAGCCUGACCUCUGGAGGAACCAGCACACCUGUCAACACUGGAUCCAGUGCAACCUCCAGUGGGACUGGGACAGCCUCCAGCACUACAUCCAGCACGACCUAUGGUGAUACCACCACAGCCACCAACUCUGGAUCCAGUGCAACCACAGGAGGCUCUGGUACACCUUUGUCAACUGGAACACACACAACUUCCAACAGAAUUAGCACAAGUGCUGGAACUCCAGUGAAUGCAGUGAAGCCCAGUGGGUCCCUGAAGCCAUGGGAAAUCUUCCUCAUCACUCUGGUCUCAGUUGUAGUGGCCGUGGGAUUCUUUGUUGGACUCUACUUCUGUGUGACAAACUCCCUGUCCCUGAGAAAUGUCUUUGACACAGCUGUCUACCGACUCCAUGGCCCCAACCUCGGCCCAGGCCCUGGAGGGAAUCACGGAGUCCACCACAGGUCUGGGUGGAGCCCUAACAGAUUCUGGAGGAGACCAGUAUCCUCAGUAGCCAUGGAGAUGAGAGAGACCCACGAUGGGCUCUAA